Molecule: messenger RNA, 5764 nt
Organism: Cynocephalus volans (Philippine flying lemur)
Lineage: Eukaryota; Metazoa; Chordata; Mammalia; Dermoptera; Cynocephalidae
Gene: ZNF217
Product: zinc finger protein 217
Exons: 6
Coding region: 540-3719 (1059 amino acids)
Biological process (GO): regulation of DNA-templated transcription
Cellular component (GO): nucleus
Molecular function (GO): RNA polymerase II cis-regulatory region sequence-specific DNA binding; DNA-binding transcription factor activity, RNA polymerase II-specific
Source: RefSeq, a predicted model, not a curated record
CCCCCUGCGCCGGACGCGCCGCGCCCCAGCGGCUCUAGAGACCCCCCGCGCCUGCACUGUCCCCGCGCGAACGAGUAGGGGGCGCCCGCGCCUUUGCCCCCCGUGCGCACCCCCGCCCCGCUCACCUUAGCCCCGCGCCCGAGGUUUUGGAAAUCUCUCGUCUCCAGGUUGCUGGGAUUGACUUCUUGCUCAAUUGAAUCGCUCACUCAAUGGAGACAAAGAGAACUAAUGCUUUGUGCUUAUUCAUAUUUGAAUCAAAGCAUUGGGGAGUCUGCAGGGGAGUCUGUAAGCUUCAUCUGUGGAAAUAACUAGUGACAGUCUCCAUCCACAAGCCUCCUAAAACUUCUGAAGAUAAGAAGUUAGAGAAAUACACACUUUCUUUUGAACAUUUCUAAGAAAUAUUUGCUCGAGUUUUGAAGCCCAGAGCUGCUGGAAGUGUGAGUGACAAGUCUUACAAGUGGCCUUAUUCCAACUCCAGAAAUUCCCCACUGGAACUUUGAGAUUCUUAUUUUAUAUACAAUCCUAAAGUGGCAGGAAACAUGCCAACUCAAUCCCUCUUAGUGUACAUGGAUGGACCAGAGGUUAUUGGCAACUCCCUUGGCACGCAGAUGGAGAUGGAUGAUGCCAUGUCAAUAAAAGGGACCACGGCUGUUCCUUUCAGAGCCACGCAGGAAAAAAAUAUAAUCCAAAUAGAAGGAUAUAUGCCCUUGGACUGCAUGUUCUGCAAUCAGACCUUCACGCAUUCAGAAGACCUUAAUAAACAUGUAUUACUGCAACAUCGGCCCACCCUCUGUGAACCUGCAGUUCUCCGUGUUGAAGCAGAGUAUCUUAGUCCUCUUGAUAAAUGUCAAAUGCAAACAGAAUCUCCAAAGGACAAGAAUUGCAAAGAAAAUGAAGACUUCAGCUGUGAAGUAUGUGGGCAGACAUUUAGAGUUGCUUUUGAUGUUGAGAUUCACAUGAAGAAACACAAGGACUCUUUCACUUAUGGGUGUAACAUGUGUGGAAGAAGAUUCAAGGAGCCAUGGUUUCUUAAAAAUCACAUGCGGACACACAAUGGCAAAUCGGGGGCCAGGAACAAACUGCAGCAGAGCUUGGACAGUCCCGUAACAAUCAAUGAGGUUGUGCAGGCACAUGCAGCCGAGAGCAUCUCAUCUCCCUACAAAAUCUGCAUGGUUUGUGGCUUCCUAUUUCCAAAUAAAGAAAGUCUAAUUGAGCACAGCAAGAUGCACACCAAAGAAGCUGCUUCUGGUACCAGCAGCACGCAGCCACUCUCUCGACAACAGGGCAUGCCAUCUCCGAGGGAAGAGUUCCUGCAGUUUUUAAACUUAAGACCAAAAUCUCAUCCUGAAACCGUGAAGAAGCCCGUCAAAUCGAUACCUCAGCUUGAUCCAUUCACCACCUAUCAGGCCUGGCAACUGGCCACCAAAGGCAAAGUUGCCAUUGCCCAAGAAGAAGUGAAGGAAUCUGGGCAAGAAGGGAGUACUGACAAUGAUGAUUCAUCUUCAGAGAAAGAAGAACUUGGAGAAAUUUGGAAUGCCGGUAAAAGCCAUUCGGAAAGUUCUGGCAAGUCCAAAACGAACAAAAGCAGUUGUCCAGGCCUCUCGCAAGAUAAAGAGAAGUCCAGACACUCCAACGGUGAAGUGCCUUCUGUGGAUGCGGAUGCCAAGUUAUCUAGUAACAAAGAGAAGCCGACACAUUGCUCUGAGUGUGGCAAAGCCUUCAGAACCUACCACCAGCUGGUCUUGCACUCACGUGUGCACAAGAAGGACAGGAGGACAGAUGCCGCAUCGCCAACCAUGUCCGUCGAUGGAAGGCAGCUUGGGACGUGCUCUCCAGACCUGACCACCCCUCUGGACGAAAGUGGAGCCAUGGAUCGAGGAGAAGGAGGUUCUGAAGAUGGGUCUGAGGAUGGGCUUCCUGAAGGGCUUCAUUUGGAUAAAACUGAUGAUGGAGGAAAAAUAAAGCAUCUUGCAUCUUCAAGAGAGUGUAGUUAUUGUGGAAAGUUUUUCCGUUCAAAUUAUUACCUCAAUAUUCAUCUCAGAACGCAUACAGGUGAAAAACCAUACAAAUGUGAAUUUUGUGACUAUGCUGCAGCCCAGAAGACAUCUCUGCGCUAUCACCUGGAGAGACAUCACAAGGAUAAACAGAUUGAUGUUGCUGCCGAAGUCAAGAAUGAUGGUAAAAAUCAGGAGACUGAAGAUGCACUAUUAACCGCUGACAGUGCACAUACCAAAAAUUUGAAAAGAUUUUUCGAUGGUGCCAAAGAUGUUACAGGCAGUCCACCUGCAAAGCAGCUGAAGGAGACGCCUUCUGUCUUUCAGAAUGUUCUGGGCAGCACUGUCCUCUUACCAGCACACAAAGAUACUCAGGAUUUCAAUAAAAAUGCAGCUGAUGAUGGUGCUGAUAAAGUGAGCAAAAAUCCCACCCCUGCUUACAUGGACAUGUUAAAAAAAAGAUCAGCGGUUGAACCUCAGGCAAAUAACCUCAUCUGUAAAGCAGAGGUGGACGUUGCUCCUCCUGCAGAUGGCAGUACCACCCACAGUGUCGAAGUUGGCCACAAAGAGAGGAACGUGGGGAUCGCAGCAGACUGCGCAUUCAAGCCAAGCGGGGACUGUCAAGAAAAACCUUUAAAUUUGUCCCUUGGGGCUAUUCACAGUUGCCCGGCAAUUUCUUUGAGUAAAAGUUUAAUUCCAAGUAUCACCUGCCCAUUCUGCACCUUCAAGACUUUUUAUCCAGAAGUUUUAAUGAUGCACCAGAGACUGGAGCAUAAAUACAAUCCUGACAUUCAUAAAAACUGUAGAAACAAAUCUUUGCUUAGAAGCAGACGUACCGGAUGCCCACCAGCUUUACUGGGAAAAGACGUGGCUCCCCUGCCUAGUUUCCAUAAACCCAAGCCCAAGUCUGCUUUCCCAGUGCAGUCCAAGUCCCUGCCACCUGAGAAAGCUAAGCAGAGCCCCCCAGGGCCAGGCAAAGCCCCUCUGACUUCAGGGAUAGAUUCCAGCACUUUAGCCCCAAGUAACCUGAAGUCACACAGGCCACAGCAGAGCGUCGGGGGCCAAGGGCUGACCACCACUAGACAGCAGCAGUCUGAGAUGUUUUCUAAAACCAGUGUUGCUCCUGCACCGGAGAAAACUAAAAGACCUGAGACGAAAUUAAAACCUCUAACAGUAGCCUCUUCUCAGCCCACCCUCAGCAGCAGUAACAUCAAUGGUUCCGUUGACCACCCUAAGAAUGACAGUGCGUGGGCCCCUCCAGCAAGAGACUAUUUCUGUAAUCGGAAUGCAGGCAGUGCUGCAGCGGAAUUUGGUGAGCCCCUUCCCAAAAGACUGAAGUCCAGUGUGGUUGCUCUUGACCUUGAUCAGCCUGGACCCAACUAUAGAAGAGGCUACGACCUGCCCAAGUACCAUGUUGUCAGAGGUAUCACGUCGCUGUUGCCGCAGGAGUGUGUGUGCCCACCGUCCCCAGUGUUGUCUCCCAAGCCCAGGUUCUUGAGCACCAGUGAGGUCGAGUCUCCAAACGUGCUGACUGUGCAGAAGCCCUACAGUGGCCCCGGGCCACUGUACACGUGCGGACCCGCCGGUAGCCCAGCACCCACCUCGACCCUGGAAGGAAAAAGGCCUGUGUCUUAUCAACACUUAUCUAGCAGCAUGCUACAAAAGAGAAACUAUGAGAAUUUUAUUGGGAAUGCACAUUAUCGAUCAAAUGACAAAAAAACUUGAUUUCCUAUUUUGGGGAAAAAAAGGUCUUGAUGGAUAUAAAUGCAUACCCUCCAUGAAACUAAAUUUUAGUUCAUCCUUUGAGAAGACAAAGGUGAAAGCUACUGAAAUAAGCUGUGAUUGUACUGUACAUAGAACAUAGAAGGAGCACUACAGUUUUGUACAGUUGUUCUGUUAACUUUUGUACCAAAUAGCAAUAAAAACUAGUCGGAACUGUUGGGCUGUACACAGAUGGGGACUGCAAAUCUCUAUUUUGUCCCUGAAUAAUAUUUUUUUUAGAAUUGACCAAAUAAGAAGUGGAAUUCUUGCAUACUUGAGCGCUGCUGAAAAGAAAUCGUUUGGGUCGGGGGUGGGUGGAUGGGAAAAAGUCUAUAAUGCUUGCACCUCAGGUAAAAAUCUGUAAAUAUCUAAGUUGUAAACCUGCUUGUUUUAAUACUGUGUGUAUUCCUUUUCUCUGACGUAGCUCAUCACUUUGAGCAGUUUCUGCUGUUUGUGCUCUUUCAUUUAAAAUGUAUGUUUUAAAAAAAAUUCUCAGUGAUAUGUAUUAUGUUGAAUCCUCCACAAUCUAUCGUCUUAACAAAAUUGUUAACAAAAGUAUUGAUCCUCUGUGAGUAUGUGCUGUGUCUGUUGAGGUCAGCCAUUUUGAAUUUGGUAUCCUUUAACUGCAAAUUUCAGCAUGUCCACUGAGGAAGAUGCUUUCUUCCUCUGGCCUCUCCAGAUUGCCCUGGAACCACCAGGAUCCUUCCUCAGGGGGUGGGAUGGUUUGUAGGAUUUUUAAGUGAGUGUGUCUGUUUCCUCUGUAGAGCAGCCAAAUAUUGGGUAAAUGUACCAAACUGUAUGUGGAGUUAUUUAAAUUUGUUUUCUAUCAAAUUAAUCAUUUUUGUUGGAAAAUUCAGUUUUGGGGGGUGUUUGCCUAAAUUAGUAUAUGCUAAAUUAUACAUGUGAAUUGCAAAUAUUGGGAAAUAAUUUUAAAAGAUAUGAAAGGCUUCUUGGAAAAUUUUAGGUUUGUGUUUGGAAGUCUUGGUGUGUCUGGCAUUUGGGUUAACUGUAGACCCAUUAAAGUUAAUUAUAGACACAUUGAUUCUGAAUAAGGAACUGCUGGCUGAGCCUCCUGGGAGUCGAGGAAGAGAGUCUGUUCUAGACCUCGUUGUCUUCCCAUUUUUGGUUGUUUUGAAGCAGAAGUGUUUUUCUCAGUGCACAUGCAAUUUAGGUUUUAGAGAGGAUAGCCACCCACUGGCUUACUAGAUAUUUUAAAUGUUCGUCCCUUUAAUGUGUUGUCCAUGGCUGAGUGUACUCAGCAGUACGUGGGUUAAGCAACCAGAAAAUAUUUUAUUAAGAAACUGUUUCAAAUAUAAAUUUGCACUGUUAAUUUUUCUGGCCCUAUACUUCUCCACAGAGCAAGGGUAAAUUCCUAAAAGAAUCCUGAUUUUUUUUUUUUUUUUUUUUUUUAAAUAUACAACAUGAGUAUCCUUGAUAGAAGUCUUAACUCCUGUGUUAAAGGGAGACCUAAUUUGAAAUCAGUCUACAGGCAUUGCAAUGAAGUGCUUUGUAUCAGGAAAGUGUACACUAUUUACCGUUUUUCCUGUUCACAAGCUGAGCCAUAUGUACAUAAUCUAGAUUUUGUUUUCAUAGUUUUGCACUUUUAUAGCCUAUUUUUGAAGAUUAACACGUUUGCAAGAUGAUUGAUUCAAUCGCUGCCUAAUCCAAUAAGUGUUACAGAAAGCUUGCUGUGACUAAAUGUAAAUCUUAAAAGGGGACAUGUGAUAAUAGAGGGCUGAGAUUUAAACCUGUAUUUAAAAAAAAAAAAAAAAUCACCAAAUCUAUUUGAAAGCAAGACAAUUUGUGUUAGGCUGAAAUUUGGGGGGCUUUAAGAUUUCUCCUUUCCAAUCACAUUUCUGAAUGCAUAAAAAUAUCAAUUUUUUUUCCACAGCCCUUUGUACUUCAAAAUAUUUUUUUGUCCAUCAGUAUUAACUAUUGGGAUAUACUACUGGUUUUGUAUGAUGUUUUUUUCCUUUGGGACAACAGUACAUUUAAUAUAGAGGUACAAU